This is a messenger RNA of Rhododendron vialii, 1067 nucleotides long. RefSeq lists its product as uncharacterized. NCBI's taxonomy places the organism in Eukaryota, Viridiplantae, Streptophyta, Magnoliopsida, Ericales, Ericaceae. Bases 81 to 788 code for a protein of 235 amino acids. The record is from RefSeq and is a predicted model, not a curated record. The transcript is spliced from 2 exons.
CACUAAUUACUCCAAUUUAAUCCCUAGCACCCCUUACCCCCAUAUAACCGAGCAAUAUAAGUUAAUAAACCUCCCUCAAGAUGGUGGAGGACGGUGGCGCCGUAUUCCCGGUGGUGUUCUCGGACGGCGAGCGCGAGACCAACGUGGGCAGCAUCAAGAUACACCCCUCCACGGAAUUCAAGAACUUCCAAGAAACCCUGUGCGGCAGGAUCGGGGUCUCCCCGAACCAAAUCACAAUCUACCUCACCGACGACCGCCUCAAGAACGACGGGCGACGCCGCAUUCCGAUCGCCGGCAGGGCCGACUUCGCCCUCGUCGCCGCCAGGGAGAAAAAAACCGGGUGUUCCUUCCUCGUCGUGCUGAGGCGGUCCAGGAGGCGGUCGAGGCCAAGGCAGCAGCAACAACAGCAGGGUAUCGGGUUCCGGUACGGCGACGUCUUGGCCCCCGAAAAUUAUCGACUGCUGCGGCGGGACCGGCCCGAUCUGAACGAUGCGCGCUUCUACGACCAGGUUGCGGCGUUGAGGUACCGGGAUUUGGAGAUGCAGAGGGAGAAUUACACGAGGAUGAUGAUGGUGAAAGCGGGCUUGGAUCCGGGUUGCGUGAGCGGAGACGGGUUUAGGGUUUCGUCGGCGAGGGCCGGGAGGGGGCCGUUCUGCGAGGAGUGCGCGAAGGCUAGGGUUGAGGGGAGGACGGCGCCGUUUCACUGCUGCGUGUUCGACGACGUCGUGGUGGGGUUCCGGUCGAAGGCGGGUCCGGUUGCGUGGCCGCGCAAAACUGGAAAGUGUUAAAGGCCUAGUUUCCCUCUUCCGAAGAAGGAGUUGAGGGUUAAUCUGCUGUGGUACCAGUACGGUGAGGAACGUGUACGCUUCCACACAUUAGAUGUGAUAAUAAUAUAAUAAUUAGGGGUAAAUACGGGUUGUAGACUUAGAUGUCCCCUUGGAAGGAGGGGGUAUAAUGGACAAGAUGAAAAGUUCAUCUAGUUUUUUGUUUUGGCCUUUUCCGAUAUUGAGAGGGCUCUGAUUCAUGCCUUUUUGAACAGUUUUAAGGGUGAAUUAUAUUAACAUUAU